UUCUCGAAGUUUUUGCUGCUUUAAUUUUAAUUCCAAAAUGAUAAGUUUUGGUAUGAAAUAGAUGAGCAAAAUGCGUCAAAGAUGUUUUGCGAUAUAAGAAGAGCCUUUGGUGUAGAGCUGUAAAUAAUUAUUUAUGAUUACUCUGAAUAUAGACUUAUUUUAUACUUAAUGCUUUUACAAAGGUUUGUAAAAUUUAUUCCCUUUUUAUCAGAUAAUCAUAAUAAAUCAAAUGAAUUUAUAAUAUCUGAGGCUUAUUUUACAUGGUGCACUUGUGAACUGGAUCGUUUCAAGAAUAAUAUAAUUACAAUAAAAAAUGAAGAUAUUGACUCUAUACUGAUUGAAAAUAAUAAUGAUUGCACUGUUGAAUUUCACAUAUCUAAAUUUAUUGAAGAAAUUAAAGAUGACAAAUGUCAUAUAUUCUCCAAAACUGAUGUGAAAACAAAAGAUUUACAGAUUGAAAAUAUUAUAAGAAAAUUAUAUAUUUGUCCUGAUUGCAUUAAUAAAAUUAAAAGAAAAUGUCAUCUAUGUAUAGAGAAUACAGAAAGUUUUUGUGGCAUUUGUACAAUAAAAGAAUAUAUUCAUUUCAAGUUAAAAAUGGAUAUCCAGUUGUUUUCUUAUCUUGUGAUAGAACUAGAAAGGUCUCCUGCAUUUCGUGCAGCAGUUGUGAACAAUUUGUAUCAUUUUUAUAGUGAAAAGCAUCCAAGUAACCAGUUGUUUCAGAAGAUAUGUGAUAUUUGUCAAAAUACUAUUGAAAUAGUGACAGUAUCUGUUCUUAUUUCUUGGCCAAAAUAUUGUUUAAUGGAUAAAUUAUGGAAUAAAAGAAUAAGUUUACUUGUUAAUGAAAGAUGUGAGGUGGAAAAUGCCAUGUCUUGGCUUUCAACACUUGGUGGUGCAUAUUCGUCAUUGGGUGAUUACUUUUUAUAUUGUGCAAAACAAGCAGAAAAUAUAUCAUUACAGCAAUUCAAGCUGGCACUGAAAUUAGGUGAUCCUCUAACAAUUGCCAGAUGUAAAAUAUAUUUUGCUAUGAGUUUAGUUCAACAGGGUUAUUAUACAGAAGCUAAAAGAAUUAUUAGGACACAGUAUUCAUUUUCUCUUACGAAGAUGGGACGUCUGGAUUUUAGACUUUCCAACAUGUGCAAGGCAAUCUGGAACAAAUUGAAAUAUCUAGAAUCUGGUGACAGUUUAUCAACUCAUGCCCAAAAAACAUAAUAAAAUAUAUUUAUGUACUACAUAAUACAUCUCUAAAUAACUCCUUAGUUGAUUACAUAGGAUAGCAUGUUUAUUAAUUUAGUUUUGAGAACAUUGAUUAGAUGUACAGUACAGUACAGUCUGUACAUUUAAAUGAAUAUGCAAUCUGGUAAAUUAUUGUUUUUAAAAUUUCAU
This is a messenger RNA of Centruroides sculpturatus (bark scorpion), 1383 nucleotides long. RefSeq lists its product as uncharacterized. The record is from RefSeq and is a predicted model, not a curated record. Bases 169 to 1209 code for a protein of 346 amino acids. The transcript is spliced from 5 exons. NCBI's taxonomy places the organism in Eukaryota, Metazoa, Arthropoda, Arachnida, Scorpiones, Buthidae.